Messenger RNA from Branchiostoma floridae (Florida lancelet), 4335 nucleotides. Its product is annotated as mucin-3A-like. The transcript has 11 exons. The record is from RefSeq and is a predicted model, not a curated record. The coding region runs from base 17 to 3094 and encodes 1025 amino acids. NCBI's taxonomy places the organism in Eukaryota, Metazoa, Chordata, Leptocardii, Amphioxiformes, Branchiostomatidae.
CCUUCGACACAGACGAAUGGUACAAACAAGUACAGAAGAAGCCACUACAAGUGCUACCAAGGAGCAGACAAGUGCGACUUCCAGUACAGGAGCUUCCACCGAAAUCUCCAUCCAGCAAGUUUCCAGCCAAGCCUCCACUGGCCUCGCAACCACCGACCUGACAACACAGGCAACUUCAGAGGCGCCAAGAACAGUGCUGACCACAGAAAGCCUGACUACACAGACAAGCAGCGACUUGCCGACAUCUGCUGAGACUUCGUUGGAGCCUUCAACAGCAACCCAGGCAUUGAGUAGCUUGCAAACGACAGACCUGGUCUCUACCGACGUUCCAACUGCCAGCACCGAAGACGUCACUACAAGUGCUACCACGGUUGAGAUUACAACAGAGGAGCUGACAAGUGCGACUUCCAGUACAGGAGCUUCCACCCAAAUCUCCACCCAGCAAGUUUCCAGCCAAGCCUCCACUGGCCUCGCAACCACCGACCUGACAACACAGGCAACUUCAGAGGCGCCAAGAACAGUGCUGACCACAGAAAGCCUGACUACACAGACAAGCAGCGACUUGCCGACAUCUGCUGAGACUUCGUUGGAGCCUUCAACAGCAACCCAGGCAUUGAGUAGCUUGCAAACGACAGACCUGGUCUCUACCGACGUUCCAACUGCCAGCACCGAAGACGUCACUACAAGUGCUACCACGGUUGAGAUUACAACAGAGGAGCUGACAAGUGCGACUUCCAGUACAGGAGCUUCCACCCAAAUCUCCACCCAGCAAGUUUCCAGCCAAGCCUCCACUGGCCUCGCAACCACCGACCUGACAACACAGGCAACUUCAGAGGCGCCAAGAACAGUGCUGACCACAGAAAGCCUGACUACACAGACAAGCAGCGACUUGCCGACAUCUGCUGAGACUUCGUUGGAGCCUUCAACAGCAACCCAGGCAUUGAGUAGCUUGCAAACGACAGACCUGGUCUCUACCGACGUUCCAACUGCCAGCACCGAAGACGUCACUACAAGUGCUACCACGGUUGAGAUUACAACAGAGGAGCUGACAAGUGCGACUUCCAGUACAGGAGCUUCCACCCAAAUCUCCACCCAGCAAGUUUCCAGCCAAGCCUCCACUGGCCUCGCAACCACCGACCUGACAACACAGGCAACUUCAGAGGCGCCAAGAACAGUGCUGACCACAGAAAGCCUGACUACACAGACAAGCAGCGACUUGCCGACAUCUGCUGAGACUUCGUUGGAGCCUUCAACAGCAACCCAGGCAUUGAGUAGCUUGCAAACGACAGACCUGGUCUCUACCGACGUUCCAACUGCCAGCACCGAAGACGUCACUACAAGUGCUACCACGGUUGAGAUUACAACAGAGGAGCUGACAAGUGCGACUUCCAGUACAGGAGCUUCCACCCAAAUCUCCACCCAGCAAGUUUCCAGCCAAGCCUCCACUGGCCUCGCAACCACCGACCUGACAACACAGGCAACUUCAGAGGCGCCAAGAACAGUGCUGACCACAGAAAGCCUGACUACACAGACAAGCAGCGACUUGCCGACAUCUGCUGAGACUUCAUUAGAGACGCCAACAACAGUUGUUGAUCGGUCAAAUGGCACCGUUAGGUUAAAGCUUGAAACUGCCCGGGUGUUUGUCGAUGCCCUUCUGAAUAAAACUUCUCAAGAAUUCCGAACACUUGCUGCCGAGGUUACAAGAAAGGUCACGCCAUUGUUCCAGUUUGAACCACAAUUUAUUCGUUGUGAGGUUGUCGGGUUUGAAUCUUCUUCCUUGACUUUGGCAUUCUAUGAAAUUAGGCCAGGAAGUACCAUUUCUAUUCUCGAUGUCAUCUACAAUAAGACAGUGGACAGUCCUGUUGAGAAGAGGACGUUCGACUUGGUCCACGAUGCGGUUGCAGAAGGACAGCUUCUCAUCAGCGGGGAUGCUGUGGAUGUACUGUACAUCACCGUUGACGCAGGCACGACGUUUGUUCCCGUCGCGUUCUGUCAUAACAGCACCUGUCAGAACCACGCCACCUGCCUGCUCCUGGGGAACAGCACCACGUGUGUCUGUGAGGACGGUUUUGUGGAGAACGGCACGGUGUGUCUGCCAGCCUGCGACGAGGGCUACGUGUGCAGGGACGGGAGCGCUUGUCAGCUGUCCGGGGGACUACCAACAUGCACGUCUGUGCCAGACCCAGGACCGCGAGACCAGACCAUGUGGCUGCUGAUCGCUGUUGGGUCCGGUCUGGGCGCGCUCCUCCUGCUACUGUGCUGCGCUACCAUCGGCCGAGCCGUCUACAUCAAACGGCACCGGAAACGGAGGUGGAACAGGUACGUCGUCGAGGACGGGCGCUCUUCGCUGGGAUUUUCCUGGAGGCGAAAGAGAGCUCGACAUACCGGCGGCGCUCUUGGCGGUCCGAACCUGGAUUUGGCUUGGGACGACUUCCACUUCGGCUUCAGCCCGUCCUACCUCCCCGGUGGUAGCACCGCCUCUCCCGCCCGUUCCACCAUCCGCUAUCCCACCCGCCUCCCUCGCUUCCUACCCGACACGCCACUGUCUAGUUCCUCCUCGAGCGGGAAGUCUGGGAGUCAGUACGGAGGCGGACUGUUCACCCAGGUCCCCAGCCUUGGCUCCCGGGCCUACUGGGCUGGCGGAAACGGGAUCGAGGACCAGCCGAUUCCAACCCGACAACCAGCGUACCUGCCUGACGGAGAGCCUGACCAGGACGUCUGGGAUCGAGACUACGGUCGUCCUCGCCUGAUUGACUACAGGCCCCACAUCCCAAGGCUGCGGCCAAUCUCACAGCAAAGUCAAAGACAAGAACAGCAGCCGGGGAGCCCCUACUUCGGCUCCCGCCGCCUGGGUGGUGACGUGUACCUGCAGGGCCUGGGCAGCAGCGCCUCCUGCCGGUUCGUCCUGCCCCGGUACCUGCCUCGGUCCCCGCAGACGGUUCCUGCAGAAGACGAGACGUACCCGACGGCUGAGCGAGGGGGAGGACUCUACACGGAAACCUUCGGCCCGGAUAGAACCUUCAAAAUCAAGCGGCCUGCUAUGAGCUACGCACCGUACGGAGUCUACAGGGUCAUUCCGGAAUCCAACUUGUGAGAUUGAAGAAGUCAGCCUUCCCGUCUUCCCGCGAUUGCGUCGCCCAUUAAUUGAUCUACUGUUCUAACGUAUAAGACCUUCUUUAGACUCCAGAUCCAAUGCAAGAAGGAAAAACAAAAUGGUUAAAAAAAGCCAACAUUUCUUUUAUUCCUGAUCCAAGACGGUGCUGAAAGUGACACUAGAAUUGUAACCGAUUUACGUACCGCCCUGACAAAUACAUUCAAGGCAAGCUCGUGCAUGCAGGCGAACAUUAAUACAAAUACCGUUGUCAUUCAUAUGAAUUACUUGCUAUGGCCUAACCCAUCGGCCAUGUUUAAUGUCCUAUACUCAAUAUCCAUUUCAGCUCCUCUCGAAAAACCUUUCUUAAAGCGCUAAAAAAGUUACAAGUUUGACAACAGGACGCCGACAUUAUACAAAGCUUUAAAUUAGUUGACAUAUUUAGAAAUGUAAAUUUGUAAUGAUGUAAAAAUCUACGCAAUUGUUGCGAAAAUUUAAAGAUAGAUAAUUUCAUGCAGGGUAUGUUACAUGAUGAUUCUGUAAACUAUACUGAGAGCUUUUGUAUAAAUGGAAAUGAUACAUAAUCGAAGGGAAAAUAUACAUAAUCAAAUCUUCAGGCUAAUGUAUAUAAAACGCAUCUUACUCAAGUACAGUAAAUUACACAUAAAUAUUAAAAACAUAGCAUAGCAAAUAUUUAUCAUUGGCCAAUCAUAUUCAUCUUUGACUGUACAAAAACUGUAAGAACGUGUGUUUUUCCUUCUUACUAAUUCGGCUCCUAUUUACAACAAAUGGCGAGGGAGAUGUGAUAGGUCAUAAUGCGUGCGUUUUUUUUUUCUUCAGAAUUGCUGUAUCCGUGUGCAAAAAUCUACAGUACUAGUAUAUGUACCAUGAAGAACAUGAAACUUGGGCAUGAUUUAGGACAAGAUUCCGGAAACGUAAUUCAGGGUACGUGGGCGAAAACGCUUCAAUCGGCAAACAGGUUUAUAGACUAUAUAUCACAAAUGGUGAAUUGAAAAUUGAAAAGAAAAGAAGAGAGAAAAUGAGUGUGACAACAUUCUACAGAUUGCACCUUUAUUAACAACUGCUUUGUACAAACGUUGUAAAUCAUUUGUAGCAAUUCCGGAAUUGUCAAAUAUAUACGGAUGAGAUGAGGUCUAUGCGGAAUGAUUCAGGGUAAAAAAAAAUAUGCUGUAAAAAGUUAUAAUUCAAAUGUGUUAUCUAAUAAAAUAUCUAUUUUAUGUAAA